Molecule: messenger RNA, 4000 nt
Organism: Fopius arisanus
Lineage: Eukaryota; Metazoa; Arthropoda; Insecta; Hymenoptera; Braconidae
Product: F-box only protein 33
Exons: 3
Coding region: 306-1664 (452 amino acids)
Biological process (GO): positive regulation of protein ubiquitination
Molecular function (GO): protein binding
Source: RefSeq, a predicted model, not a curated record
UCGUGGUUGUGGGUCUGUCGUUGGUUCUAGCAAUUCCUCUUUACCUCUGGUCUUUUCUGGUCUGGACUUGUGGUGUCGUAAGAUGGUAUCGUUUUUAAGUUCAUCCAUGAAAAAAGUAUAAAAUUGAUAAGACUACAACGAAUCGUGGUGGGCGAGGUUCAAUAAUUAUUUACUUAUCAAUUUUUUAUCGUCACUGGAGGUGACAGGAAAAUUACACUCAGAGGUGGGAUCGACCUCGGAUACAUUAUACGUUUGUCAGUUUCUCUCACUCUUUAUCCCUCAUUUCAAUUCAACUGUAAAUCCAAAUGUCAAACAUGGCACAUGAUGGUGCGAGCUGUUGGGACAGUCUACCCAGUGUUAUUAUGCUGGAAAUAUUUUCCUAUCUCAAACACAAAGACAGAAUUAAUGCCUCUGGUGUUUGUAAAAAUUGGCGACAGGCACUCUUUCAUCCUAGCUUCUGGAAGGAUAUUACUUUUAUUUAUGAGGACUCUAUGAGUAUACCAUGGGCAAGACACUUGGCAGACUGCUUCGCCCUGAGCGUUCAAAACGCGACAAUCAGAUGUCAAACCCCGCACUGGAGUCCAGAACUGGAGUCCCUGUUGCGUAAUUUCCAGGACAACCGUAACCUGAAGAAACUGAUAAUCGAGCCGACAUCCUCCACCUUCGAAUGGACGACAAACCUAAACGAUUCUUGUAUAUGGACCGAGAGAAUCUACAAAUCCCUCCUAAAGAUAAUAUCGACAACUAAACAACUGAAGGUGCUGACUCUAGGCUGCAACGAGGACCUGUCAGUUCGUUCACGAGAGCUCAUCGACACCCUGAUCCUCCACCACGGAAAGCAGCUGACCCACCUGGGACUGGCCUCCGUGAAAGAGGACCCAGAGAACUACGAGUCUAUCCACUUGAAUCCAAUAAUCUUCCGGCAGUUCGAGUCCCUGGUAGUCCUCACCUUGGAUUACGAGCACCUAAACAACAUACUCCUCGAUUCCCUGACGUCUGGCACCCUCGAGAGACUAGUCGUCCACAUUCACGAUUGGCAAUACGAUCAUCCAGGCACCUCCAACGAAUCCUGGCAGCGUUUCACCCUCAAUAACAAACGGUGUGGCCUUCGUCUGAAUCUCCUCCACGCAUACGUCGGUGUGACAAUCCUCCACUCUAAUAUCCUCCAACCUGCGAUGCCCUUGACCCACCUCAGGGCCCUAUUCUGCGAGUCUGUUAACCUCAGGGCCCUUUUCAAGCUCUCCUCUUGGUAUUCCUCGAGCCUGAAAUCCCUCGUUUGGAUCGACUCGAUGGAUCAUGACGAGUUGGAACCACCGACAGACGAUUAUUCAGUGGCUGACAGCGCUGAUGCUCUAGUUCUCAUUGCCUGGAGGUGUCUCAAUCUCGUUGAAAUGGUGUACAUUGGCCAUAAGUAUUAUCAAGAGAAUCUACUGGCUAUCGCCAGACUGAGGGGACAUGUCCUGAGGAGAUUUGAAUUUGCGGAGAGCAAUAUCAUCAGUGAAGAUGAGUUUGAGUUUGAAAAAACCAAGAGUGAGAUUAAUGAAAUUCUUGGAGUCAAUUGGAAACCUUUUACUGAUGCUGAAUUAACUCCUGUACUGAUUGAUGCAGUCUCUGGAGACAGUAGAGAUGUUAUUAUGCCACUGGUACUGGAGGAUGCAAAAUAAUUAUUCGUUGAAAACAGAGUAAAUAGAGCAGAUAAGUCCCAUCAUCCAUUAAGUCAUCAUUAAUCAAUGAAUGAAUCAAUCAAAAACAACUCCUUUUACUAGAUGCAUUUACGGAUGGCUUGAUUUGUGAUAUCUCGGAGGAGAUAAGGAGAAGCUAGAGAAUAAUAAACGUUUGUAGAAAUGAUGGAGGUAUGACGAAUGGAUUAGAAUCCAGAGUGACCAAGACCAAACAGGGUCGAUAUUUAAUUGAAUAAAUUAAAGUAAUUAGUACGUGUGAACUGUUUGUGAGACUGAGGAGAAAUCACAAGUGGAGAGAAUCGUUUGAGUACAUCAUGAUCUUCCAAAAAAGAUUCAAGACGAGAGGACGACGAUUCCACAACUUAGGUAAAUGAAAGAAAUUAAUUAAAAUAAUGACAACCCGUUUUCCAACUGUGGAAUAUUAGAUUAAUCAACGUAAAUCAAGUGAAAAUGUAAUGAAAGCCUAAAACAUGUCGGGGCAUGGAGAAAUACAUUCUUAAUGUCACGUAGAUCGUGACUACGAUGACAAAGGCAGCACCGAGGUUAUUUUUAAUACGACAACCAAUCGGGCGCACACAAUUUAGAAAAAAAAAAACAAAAUGAGAAGUUGAUUAAUUAAUUGAUUAAUUAUUAAAACGUUAAUGGAGCAAUUUUUUUUUUAUGAGGAAAAUUAGGAGAACUCUAAUCGUAUUUGACUGUUUAGUUUAUUGUCAGUUUCACGUGGAUAUCUAUUUUUCAAAAAGUAAAAAGAUUAGGGAAAUAGUUUGCUAGUCCUAUUAAGUCAGUCAUGAGUGGUUUAUUAUUCAGCGCACACGCAUGAGAAUGUUUUUUCAACGGAUUUUGAGGAUUUGAGGAGAGGGAAUGGUUCAAUGAGACGAUUUCAUCGGGGAGUAGUUCGUAGUGAUGAGAGUAAAACGAAAUAAAUAUCGGUUUUGAUUUAAAGUUUAUCUUCGAAAGUGAUCGAUCUCAAGAUGUUUGAGACAAUAGAUUGAAUUUGGGAAACUUUACAAUUGUUUUGGACUCAUUUUCAGAAUAUUUUGUUCUCAUAAAUGAAUAUCUUCGAAAUUAAUCAUUUCUCUGAGAUGCACGCAGUAUGUCUUGCCAUUUUUUUAAAUAAAUCAUUUCGUUUUGAAAAUUAUUCGGAUUGUAACGCGACCAAAUUCUCGUGAAUCGAACAUCAGAAGAAUCUUGAGAGAAUUUUCAACGAGAGGAUGACAAAUUUUUUUGCAAUCUAGAAUUAUAUAAUUAAUUAGAGUAAUUGGAGAAAUAUUUAUAGAAAUAUUCAGUCGUUUUUGUAUUUUGGUUUCUUCUCCUCUCGUUUUUUUAGAGCUGAGUAAAUAGAUAAAAAAAAAUUUUUAAUCAUUUUCGUUGAUAUUUUAAAAUGAAAAUUCUCUCCUUUUUUAUAAUUUUUAUCUGUUUGAGGAUAUAGUGCGUGAAUAAUAAAGGGGAAUAAGCAUGUGUGUGUGUGCUUUUAAUGUGGGAAAAAUCGAUGAGAUAUUGAGGAUGGGAUUAAAUUAAUUUGUGAAGCGGCAAAAUGAAAAAUAAUGACGAUGAAAAAACAAACGUUAGAACGGGCCUUAACAUGUACCUGAGUUGAGUGAAAAUCAUUCGACCAAAAAUAUCGAGAGAGUGUGAAGAUGAGGGAUAAACGAGAAUAAAUUAAACAAGAAUAUCGACGCCCGUUUAAUGAGUUAACUCAAAGAACUAGUUUGUAGAUCAAUGAAAAAAAAAACUUUAAGACAAAAAAAAAAUGCAAGACGUGAGAGAUUUAAGAAACAUAAGCGCCAAUGAUCUUUCGUAUUAAAAUUAAAUUCCUUAGGAUGGAGUGAAAACGAGGAAAAUUAAACUGCAAACUGAUAGACAAGUAGUAAAUGACCGAGAAUGAGGCAGUCCAACAAUUUUAUACAAAUUAUUUAGCAAAUAUCACCGAAAUUUGUGGAUCUAGAUCGACAAUUUUCACGGUAUUUACCAGAUAAUCUCGCAGAUCUAUUUUAAAAUGGUCUCUAUCGACAACUGAAAUGUUUUCUGUUCAAAUAUCGACGAGUGGUCGAAGAUACUCCGACAAAAUAAACUCUCAAACUUGAAUAAAAAAUCGUGAGACAAUGUGCAAAUGCAAAUGUGUGCCGUAAUAUCCAUGCGUAAUAGUCGAAAAAAUAAAAACUAAAAAUAAUAAAAACAUAAAAAUAAAAAACAGAAUAUUUAAAAUACAAAGUGAUAUCCGUGAUUGUCGUCUCUCGGAGGAUUAUGCAAGGCCUCUUGUACAAAGAUUAAUGAAAUAACAAUUGAGGAAUGUAUGUGGCACCACAGCAUGGGCACAA